Messenger RNA from Trichoderma breve, 1254 nucleotides. RefSeq names its product mycolic acid cyclopropane synthetase domain-containing protein. The transcript has 5 exons. The record is from RefSeq and is a predicted model, not a curated record. Bases 1 to 1254 code for a protein of 417 amino acids. NCBI's taxonomy places the organism in Eukaryota, Fungi, Ascomycota, Sordariomycetes, Hypocreales, Hypocreaceae. Gene Ontology annotation, biological process: lipid biosynthetic process.
AUGGCAGAAACGUGGGUUCAGUCAACAGCUCGAAGCCUGGUCUACCAGGCUUUGAAGCGUAUUCAUCGAGGACGUGUGACAAUCAACACAAAAUAUGCCAGCGACAACAACGAAAGCGUUUCAUUCGGCAGCAACUCCGAAUCAGACCCAGAGAUUGUUGUUAUCAUCAAGAACCCUCAAGUUUUUGUUCGACUGUGUCAAGCAUUCGACUUGGGGCUGUCAGAGUCAUACCUAGUCCAAGACGUAGAGUGUGAUAACCUCGUCGAACUAUUUUCACUCUAUGUCAGGAAUCAAGACACUCUAGGCGUCGGAGCUGGCAACCUCUUAUAUACACUGAUACCACGCGCGGCUCACUAUCUCAUCCCGACCAAUGACAACACAACCGCUCUCAAAAAUGCAUCGUUUCACUACGAUACUUCCAAUGACCACUUUGCCAACUUUCUCUCUCCCGAUAUGAACUACAGUUCUGCCAUCUGGUCAGGAGAAAAGGACGAAUCGCUAGAGUCAGCUCAGCGUCGAAAAAUACAGACCAUUCUCGACAAAGCCGAAAUAUCCUCCACUGACCACAUUCUUGAUAUCGGAUGUGGUUGGGGUAACUUAGCUAUCACAGCAGUCCAGCAGACUAGAUGCCGAGUAACAGGGCUCACACUUUCCAAAGAGCAAAAGGCACUUGCGGAAGAGAGGAUCAAAGCUGCAGGCUUUGAGGACAAGAUUACUAUUCUGCUGUGUGACUACCGCAAGGCUCCUGUACCAGAGGGUGGGUAUGACCGCAUCAUUUCCAUUGAAAUGUUGGAGCACGUGGGAGACAAGUAUAUGAACAAGUACUUUCAGCAAAUCUCCGCCCUUUUAAAACCAAAGGGUGGAAGGAUGGUAGUCCAAGGCAUUACCAGAAUCAACUCACGCUACAUCUUUCCAGGAGGAUACCUUCCAACCAUAAACCAGCUCAUGACAUCAAUACACAAUGGUUCCAGCGGUACCCUGGAAGUAGAGACUGUUCAGAGCAUUGGUCCUCAUUACAUUCGCACCCUGCAGUGUUGGAAAGAGAACUUUGACGAGAAUUGGGACACCAUCAGACAAGAUUAUGUGUCUAAGCAUCCUGAUGCCACAGAUUUGAUGAUUGAAGCCUAUCGGCGAACGUGGGUGUAUUACUUCCAAUACUGCGAGGCUGGAUUUAGGACCCGUAUUCUGGGAGAUUAUAUCAUCUCUGCUACCCGAACUCCUUGGCCUGAAAUCCCAUCCAAUGUUCCACACUAG